Phycodurus eques (leafy seadragon) is the source of this 5936-nucleotide messenger RNA. It is a transcript of the gene arhgap39, whose product is annotated as Rho GTPase activating protein 39. Gene Ontology annotation, molecular function: GTPase activator activity; protein binding. Lineage: Eukaryota; Metazoa; Chordata; Actinopteri; Syngnathiformes; Syngnathidae. The record is from RefSeq and is a predicted model, not a curated record. Gene Ontology annotation, biological process: signal transduction. The transcript is spliced from 11 exons. Gene Ontology annotation, cellular component: cytoskeleton; cytoplasm. Bases 109 to 3099 code for a protein of 996 amino acids.
CCCGUGUGGGGGCGACUCGUUGGACUGCGGCGAUUGCGUUUUCGGGCAACAUGGAGCGAAUCUCUGUGGGAUUUACUCGGAAGGGAUUUUAACAACCGCCGGGGGAAAAUGGCCGAGAGGUUGGAGUGGGUGGAGAUCAUCGAGCCGCGCACGCGCGAGCGCAUGUACGCCAACCUGCUGACGGGCGAGUGCGUGUGGGACCCGCCGGCGGGCGUGCGCAUCAAGCGCACCGGCGACAACCAGUGGUGGGAGCUUUUCGACCCCAACACGUCACGCUUCUAUUACUACAACGCCUCCACGCAGCGCACCGUCUGGCACCGCCCGCGAGGCUGCGACAUCAUCCCGCUGGCCAAGCUGCAGACGCUCAAGCAGCACACCGACGGCGCCGGCCCCCGCCACGCCGCCACCGGCACCGGAGGAGGAGGAGGCGCGUCGGCCGACAAUAGUCCGGGACGUAACAGCGGCGUCAGCCGGGAGGGGAGCACCUCGUCCUCUCUGGACCAGGAAGGGACGGACAAGCAGGCCGGGAAAGACGACGCGGAGCGGACGUCGCCGUUCAGGUGGAACACGGGUACGAAGGAGCGCAUGCUGAUCAAGGUGACGGACCGGGAGCCCAGCUUCCUGUGCCACCAGGGCAACGGUUUCUCCCCGUGCGACCCGCCCACGCCGGGCGGGGGCGCGGCCUCGCGAAGCCGGCGUUCGUCCGGGGGCGGCGACCCGGCGCCCUCCGAACCCGACGCCUCCCCGGUCCCGUACUCGGAGCGCCGCAAUUCUCCCUUCCUGAAGCGCGCCGAUCCGGGCGGCACCCAGCGGCGCUCGUCGGCCGACUCGCAGCCGUCGUCGCCGCGCUACGCCUACGAGCCGCCGCUCUACGAGGAACCGCCCUCCGAGUACCAGCCGCCGCCCAUCUACGAGGAGCCGCCCUCCGACAUCCGCCUGGCCGACUCCCCCUCCUUCUACGGCACCGGAAAGUCGCCCGCCCGCAAGACCUCGGCGCCUCUCUACCACUCCCCCAAGCGGUCCCCUUACGGCCAGCUGGUUCUGACCCGCCAGAAGUGUCCGGAGAAGACGCAGAGUCUGGAGUACAGUCCGGUGGGGAAGGAGUACGUCAAGCAGCUGGUGUACGUGGAGCAGUCGUCGUCCAGCCCCCGCUUCAAGACCGCCGACCGCCUGCUGCGCUACGGCACCGCGGCCGGCUACGGCGGCUCCUACGGGGGCUCCUACACCCUGCAGCACAGCCAGUCUCUGAUCAGGGACCCCCGCCUGCUGCUGGACUACAGCGGCGAGGGCGGCGAGGGGGGCCAGAGGCUGCUUUACGAGGACUCCGUAUCCUGGACGUCCGGCCAGACUCACUCGCUGUCCUCGUCGUCCGCCGGGCCUUUCUCCCCCGGCGGAAACCGCAAGCGCAAGAGCCGCAAGCCGUCGCUCCCCCAGGAGCUGGCCCGCUGCGGCGGCGCCGACGGGGACUUCGGGGGCACGGCGUCCGAGGCCAUGCUGGCGCAGGCCCGGCUGGCCUGGGAGGCGCAGCGGGCGAUGAAGCAGCGCAGCAGCUGGGACUCGGGCCAGGGCGGCGGCGCGCAGGGCUCCAAGGACGGGUACGAGAGCGACGGCGCCGUGCCGCCCCCGCUGCCGGGCCCGGCGGUGAGGGCCUUCAGCGAGGACGAGGCCCUGGCGCAGAGCGACGGACACCUCUGGAAGCGGAGCACCUUCGAGCGCCUCGGAUUCCCGCAGGCCCUGCUGGAGAAGAGCCUCUCCGUGCAGACCAGCCUGGCCUCGCCCGAGACGUACCUCCACCCCUCACAGUCGGAGGACUUGGGAGCCUGCGCCCAGUUUGAGGCCAGUCGCAACGCCAGGAACAUGAUGCCGAGCGCCAGCUGCGGCGUUUUCCCGGAAUUCACCCUGAGGAAGCCGUCCUCCGAGACCGACAUCGAGAACUGGGCGUCCAAGCACUUCAACAAACACACGCAGGGCUUGUUCAGGAGGAAGGUGUCGAUCGCCAACAUGCUGGCGUGGAGCAGCGAGCCGAUCAAGAAGCCCAUGAUCGUCACGUCGGACCGCAACGUCAAGAAGGAGGCGGUGGACAUCUUCAAGCUCAUCCAGACCUACAUGGGCGACCGCCGCACCAAAGCCGACCCCCUUUGCGUGGCCUCGGAGGUGGUGGUCCGCGGGUGGAGCAACCGGGGCCUCCGCGACGAGCUGUACAUCCAGCUGUGCCGCCAGACCACCGAGAACUUCCGCUACGACAGCCUGGAGCGCGGCUGGGAGCUGAUGGCCGUCUGCCUGGCCUUCUUCCCGCCCACGCCGCGCUUCCACAACUAUUUGGAGGGAUACAUCUGCAGACAUAUGGACCCCCUCAACGACACCAAGGGAGUUGCUAUUAGCAGCUACGCUAAACACUGCUACAGGAAGCUAACCAAGGCGGCGCUGACCGGAGCCAAGAAGGGUCUUCAGAAGCCGUCCCUUGAGGAGAUCCAGCACGCCCGCAACGCCAUCUUCAGCCCGUCCAUGUUCGGCUCUUCCCUGGAGGAGGUCAUGGCCCUGCAGAGGGAGCGCUACCCGGACCACCAGCUGCCCUGGGUCCAGACCCGCCUGUCCGAGGAGGUCCUGGGCCUCAACGGGGACCAGACGGAGGGCAUUUUCAGGGUUCCGGGAGACAUCGACGAGGUGAACGCUCUCAAGCUACAAGUGGACCAGUGGAAGAUCCCCACGGGACUCGAAGACCCUCACAUUCCGGCGUCGCUGCUGAAGUUUUGGUACCGCGAGCUGGAGGAGCCGCUCAUCCCCCACGAGUUCUACGACGAGUGCGUCAAGAACUACGACGACGCCGACGCCGCCGUCCAAGUGGUGCUGGGACUGCCGCACAUCAACAAACUGGUGCUAUGCUACCUCAUCCGCUUCCUGCAGGUGUUCGCGCAGCCGGCCAACGUGUCGGUGACCAAGAUGGACGUCAACAACCUGGCCAUGGUGAUGGCGCCCAACUGCCUGCGCUGCCAGUCGGACGACCCUCGCGUCAUCUUCGAGAACACGCGCAAGGAGAUGUCCUUCAUCAGGCUCCUCAUACACGCGCUCGACACCCGAUUCAUGGACGCCGUCCUAUAGCCCCGCCCGAAAACCAUGACGACAAACGAACAAACGAGACGACGCCAUGGUUCCGCACGGCGGCAGGACUCCGCGCGCGUGCCUUCAGCAUUCUUUCCAUAUCCUUAAUGUCCUUGUACUAGUAUACUCUUUGUCCUCAAUCAACCAACCAAUCAAAUGUAAUUUACAUCGCACUUUUCAUUCAUAAAAAUGCAACCCGAAGUGCUUCACAGAGAUAAAAACAGCCAAAGUAGCACGACGCCCAUCCCCGCAUAGAAAUGCAAGCAAGAAUAUUCUGCGUACUAGUAGAACGACGAGGGAGCGCUAGUACGAUGACGAGGGCGGUAGUUCUCAAGCUUAUUGCGCCAAGUACCGCCCCAAAAAAUACUUGGCUCUCAAAGUACCCCGUCAUGGCCAACAUUACAAUCAGAUAACAUAUUAGGCCUAAGAAACAAUUCAUCGAAAGGAUCAAAUAAUUUGAUGGCAAUAAAAGGAGGACGCCGGAUCAAUUUUCCACACAGGCCGAUGUUACGGCACAUGAAGGCACCAGACCCCGUGGAGAGACGUUUUUAUCCGAUUGCUCGAUUUAUCGAUAGGCUCAUCGGAAGAAUACUCGGUCCUCAAAUAUUCCGUAUUUGCAGCCCUGCUGUUCCUCAAAAGUGAGACGUUUUAUUCCUCAAAAGUACAUUGAAUCUUACCGUCGGCCACAGUUUGAGCACCAGCUCGAAUGGAGGAAAGCAAAAAAGUGAACUUCGUUCAAUUCGAAAUGCAUUGCACAUAAAAGCUUCAUAGAAAUUGUACACCCAGUAAAGAAAAUAAAUAAACAAAUUGCUCAAGUUAAAUGAAAUGCAAGUCAACUUAAAAGGUACUAAAAAUGUAAAAAAAAAAAAAAAUGUACAUGGAAGUAAAACAUGCACAAUACUGGAUUUAAAAAAAGAAGGUUUCAAGUGUCAUUGUAAUAUGGUUAUUUCAGUGAUGCUUUCAUGUAUCACUAGAGGGAGCCGGCGUACCACGGGUGGUAUCGCCCGCCCACGUUGACAAUCACAUGCGCGGUCGUACAGUGCAACCUGAGCAGAUUCAACUCAUGGCAAAUCUGGGGGCAAUUUCAAUGUUUGCAUUUUCUUUUUUUCUUUUUUGGGAGAGAACAACCCCCCCCCCCCCCCCCAAAAAAAAAACGCUUAUUAGCAGUUGAUCUCCUCUUGUUCGAGAAUUUUCGGGGUUAAAAAAAAGAUUUGAUGAAUGCAAUUAGAAACGGGUGUCAAUUAUCCACGGAUAUUUGCUAUUGGCAGUCCAGCCCGCGAAUAACGGCGGUCCGCUCUAUUCUAGGCACGAGCGAGUGAGGGCAAAGUGCAUACUAGUACAUGGACCUUCAGCCAGAAAUAAAGGAUACGGACCAAAUGCUGAAAGGGUUUUUCCAUACGCCUUCACAGAGCAGGACCAACCCGGACGCCGUCCGGUCACGCGACUUCCUGCCGGCCGGCCCGACUCACCGCUGAUUUGCGAAUGUGUCUUUUUGUUGACUCGUUCCACACCAUUUAACGCAAACGUGCCCCUUUGGCACAGACCACACUUCCACAGGUUGAAGGCGAGCCGGACGAGGCGGCUCGGGCGCCGGGUUCGGAUGCCCCCCGGACGCCUCCCCGGCGAGGUGUUCCGGGGACGCCCCGCCGGGAGAGCCGGACCGAGUGGCCGGGGAGAAGGAAGUCCGGCCGGAUAAGCUAAGCGCGAGAAGUCCAGCGGCAAUUUUCCAACGUUCAGAGCAGUCGGCCGUCUGUGUGAAAGGGUGUUCCGCUACGCCGGGCGGGACGGGCGUGUCAAAUUUAAAACCUGACACUCGCAGAAUGAUCUUUCUCGGCCAAGUACGUGAAAACACAAGACUCUCUCUCACACUCUCCCGUUUGCUGGGUUCCGCGUCAAACUCGAAGGCGGAAUAAAUCCUCGGCAGGCUAUCUGUGUGAAAGAGGCCCCCGUUUGACCCAAAACGAGCUUAAAAGUACGGCGCUGCCUUGAGAUACCGGUGACCAAUGGAUUUUUUUCGAUUUUUUUUUUUUUGCUUUGACUUGCGAGCGGAAAUUUGAGAUGCGAGCGCCGUGCGGUGGCAGCGAAUGUAACUCAACUCACUUGACAGCGAGCAGACAACAAGUCCUGUAUUUAAAACAAUGUCCACUUAGCUUUAUGCUAACACAUCAUGGGAAACACCACAGAUGGGCUGACAAAACUAGCAUUGAUGCUGCAACACGUAGCGAGAAAAUAAGACAGUAUUUGCAGGCGUAUAUUAUUUAUCCUCUGCCAAAAACCGAUGACUGCAGUAGGUAUGAAAGUCAUCUUCGUUCGUCUCGUCUUGUUUGACUGUUUUAUGCCGCCCCCCGGUGGCCAAGUCGCACAUCCCUGAAUUCACCACGCUAUCUCAAGGCACCCCGCUGUUAUUCAAAUUUGGAAAUAAUUGUCAUUUUCAAAAUGUUUUCACGACGAUUCUAAAAGUUUGAGAAGCCGUCCAACUAAACCUGUUCUUUUUAUUUAUUUGUUAUUUAUUUGACGCCUGUUGACGAUGUCCAUGAAGUGUGUCGGUGGGGGGGGGAGAAAAACGACGUAUGGAGAAAUUGCUCUGAAUGUUAACGUGAGACUAACGAGCUCCGAAAAAAAAUUUUUGGGGUAAAUUUCCUCACAUUGAUCGAAGUUUGCCAGUCGUCCUUGUGGGCGUGGCCAGGCCCGCCCGAGCAGCCGGUCAGCAUGCAGACGUAGCCACAUCCGAGCAGAUAGUUCUCUUGAAGUUCUUCUUCAAUUUGGACCUUUUUUUUUUUUUUUUUAAGCUGAGGAGGAGGAGGAGCAGGAUGGUGAAGAGUGAAGAGUGAAGGAGU